Messenger RNA from Emiliania huxleyi CCMP1516, 930 nucleotides. RefSeq lists its product as hypothetical. NCBI's taxonomy places the organism in Eukaryota, Haptophyta, Isochrysidales, Noelaerhabdaceae. The coding region runs from base 1 to 930 and encodes 309 amino acids. The record is from RefSeq and is a predicted model, not a curated record. The transcript has a single exon.
AUGCCCAGCAGCCUCGUCUGGGCCGUAAUCGGCAUCGAUCUCUUGCUCUUUGCCUGCCUCCUCCUCGCCGUGCUCUGGCGCCGGCGCCGCUCUGCUCGUGCUCCUCCUCCUCCUCCGCCGCCGCAGCCGCAGCGCCGUGAUUUCGUCAUCGUGGACGUCAACAAUGUGCGUGGUGGCCGGCGCUUUGACCGGGACGUCGACGAGGCGGUCGCCGGCCUCGUCUGGUGGGCCUCCAGUCUGCCUGGCCGGCCUGCCGUCGUGCUCGCGGUGGAUCACGGACCCCAGGCGUGCACCUAUGCGCUCGAGGGCACGCGUUGUCUCGUCUGCUUCGCCGGGCCGAACAUGGAGGCGGACGACACCAUUGUCUGCUCCACCUACUUUUGCGCGCGCCGCGCCGAGCCGGUGGUCCUCGUCUCGUCGGACUCGAACCUGCGGCUGCGCUGCGCCGCGGCCGUCGCCAACCCGCGCAAGGACGGGAUCGCGCGGCCCGUCAAGCGCGGCGGCGGCCGCCUCUCCUACCUGCCUCGCGACGGUGCCAGCCUUCCGGCCGCAGGAGUCCUGCUCGCGCCUCGGCCCGGAGAGGGGGCGGAGCAGCUGCUGCUGCGCGACAUCGUCGGACCGGCGCCCCUCUCGGCCAAGGCGAGCGCCGCCCUCCGGUACAGCCGCCGGGAGCGCUCCGGAAUCAAGUCCGAGCUGACGUCGAUGCGCGUCACGCAGGCCGAGACGCUCUUCCACCGCCUGGAGCAGUCUCGCUUCGCGAGCCUGGUGGCGGGCCCGGCGCCGCCGGACGCGGAGCCGCUCAUCGCGCACGCCGCGUGGCUCAACGACUUGGAGGCGCUCGAGGCGACGCGGCGGCGGCUUGGGGCGGAGAUGCGGGGGUACUGGGAUGCGCAGGUGUUUCCGAAGUCCGAAAGAGUCGAGGCGGAAUAA